UCGAGGAGAAAAAACGAGUUUCUCGACCGACAAAGACAUCGAAAAGCCGCUGGUUUUUCUGACGGCAAGGGCGAGAAUAUUCCGCGGAGGAGGUUGAAGUCGAGCGGGAGAAGAAAACCCUAACUAGGUCAACACGUCUCUCCUGCUCAUCGCCCUAAUUCUCUCCCUGUUCCAACGAUCCGGCUGGGCUUGCUAUUUUGAUUUUGAGGUGCCGGGGUUGUUGGAUCUCACCGCCCGGGGCUUCCUUUGUUUGAAUUCCCAUCGGGAUCAUCAUCUGCACAUUGCUCUCCUUGAUUAUCCGGUUUCAUCCUUUAGAAUUUAUUAUGAAGAACAGUUCAUUAUUUGCAAGACGUGAUUUAGAUGAUGGAAACAACCUCCCUAUAGAGUUCCGAUUGUCCCAAGCUAUUGGGAUGGUAAUACUGUCAAAAUUUAGUUCUUUAAUGGAGAAUUCUUAUCAGAGCUCCACCCAUUUUUAUUCUUCUGGAAGUCUAGCCUUUCAGGAAGCUUUUACUUCCAUGUCCAAGUUUGCUGGAUCGCUGUCAGUCUGGUUUUCUUGGCCAAAAUUCAAUGUACUUCACAAUGUUUCUGCUGAAGUAUUUGGCCCGAAGUCUAGCAGCACUCAAUCUUGGCACAUAAAUACAUUUUUGAAAGAAAAUCUUGCAGGAGUUCAUUUCAUGCUUGGUUCAGAUAAUGAGCAUGCUAUAAAAACUUUUAUCACAAAGCUAGCUAGUUCCAAACUACGAUUCGUAUGGAAGGACAUCCAACUUCAACAUGGUUUGCCCAUUCUUUCACUAGCAUCAAUACACGUUCCUUCUUUCGGCAGCACAUCUUCAAAGGCAUUAGCUGGUUCCAUCACAUUUCAAAGUGCUAGCGAAGAAAUAAGUUCACAUGCUAUAAAUUCAGAUGGAAAGCAUUGUUUUCAUGGUUGUCCUACCAUUGCUCCACCAAAUCUUAGCUGGAAAGAAGAUGCAAUUGAGGCAAAAACAGGCAUUAAGUUCCCAACUUUUUUGGAAGAUAGCUUCCACUUGACCACUAAGGUGCUUGUUGGAAUCGGCUCUAGAAGCAUGAGAAUAAUAAAAGUCAAGUCCUUGAAGCUUUAUGCAUUUGGCUUAUAUGUCUUCCCUGAUUCUAUUUGUGAAAAGCUGGGUUCAAAAUAUGCUUCUGUGCCAGCUGAAGAGCUGAAGAACCGUUCAGAUUUUUUUGAGGAUUUUCUCAGGGAGGAUAUUCACAUGACUGUCAGGCUUGUCAUUAACUACAACGGUCUUAAAGUUAGUACCGUUAGAGAUGCUUUUGAGAAAUCUCUGCGAACAAGAUUGCAGAAGCUGAAUCCUAAUACAGAUUACCAUUGCAUAAGGACAUUUGGUUCUCACUUCACUCAAGAUAUAACACUCCCAGUAGGAACCAUAAUCGAUUUUAGACAAACAGCAGAUGGUCAGCUUAUAACAGAAAUUGGUGGGACAGAAAUUGGUGCUGUUCGCAGCAAAGACCUAUGCAGAGCCUUCUUUGGCAUGUACAUUGGGGAUCUUCCUGUAUCGCUACAGGCCAAAGAAGAUAUUGCAGAAAAUAUUGCAGCCCUUAUAAAGAGAUGCUAAUUGCAUUCUUUGAAAUUGUUGUAUACUUAUUGCUCUACUAGCACAUUCUUUGGCUAAAGUGUUGUAUAUGAAAAAGACAUGGCGCCUGAUUUUUUGAGCCAAGGGCCCUGCCAUGGCUUUUAGAUAUAAGUUCAUCCUGAAGCUGUCAAUUACUUCUCUACAGUGUGUCUGGAUAAGAAGGCCAAGUGAUAGUGCCUCAAAUUCUCUUUACAGUACUCAUUUAGCUAUAUAACCCUCAAUUGUUGACAUUGUUCAAGAAAUCUCAUAUGCACAUGAUUACAUGAAUUUGUAAAUGUACACGUUCAUGCAGCAUAAUGUGGUUUGAUUCUUUC
Molecule: messenger RNA, 1924 nt
Organism: Zingiber officinale
Lineage: Eukaryota; Viridiplantae; Streptophyta; Magnoliopsida; Zingiberales; Zingiberaceae
Product: fatty-acid-binding protein 2-like
Exons: 11
Coding region: 324-1592 (422 amino acids)
Cellular component (GO): chloroplast stroma
Molecular function (GO): intramolecular lyase activity; fatty acid binding
Source: RefSeq, a predicted model, not a curated record